Molecule: messenger RNA, 1965 nt
Organism: Penicillium atrosanguineum
Lineage: Eukaryota; Fungi; Ascomycota; Eurotiomycetes; Eurotiales; Aspergillaceae
Gene: rex3
Product: putative RNA exonuclease Rex3
Exons: 1
Coding region: 1-1965 (654 amino acids)
Cellular component (GO): nucleus
Molecular function (GO): nucleic acid binding; exonuclease activity
Source: RefSeq, a predicted model, not a curated record
AUGUUCAGAACACUUGGUCUGUUCGCAGACGUGCCUUGUCCGCAAGGGCAAACAUGUUCUCUCUUAACAUGUUUGUUUUCUCAUAAGGCUCGCAACUUGCCUACAGCCACAUCUCAACCUCAUCGCCCCACCUCGAUAUUGGGAGAUGACACUGCUCGUCCCUCCAAGAGACUCAAAGUGGAAGCCGAUCCCUCUGCUUUGACCGAGGUAUCUGGCGCAAGUCAUAAAGCCGAGACAACCACUACUUCCCCGGAAUCCAUGUUGCCAACGUUUCGCAAAGAAGCUCACAUGGACAAAGGGACGCCGAAGCUCACCUCAGCCUUGAGAUCAGUCUCUCCCCCACCACCAAAACGCCCGUUAUCUAGAUCUUCUGGCACGAAAGAUACCAAUGCCAUCACUUCUGCUUCUCAAAAGCCUGCGUCAAUGCAGCUUCCUCCGCGAAAAGUGCCAAUGGAAACCCUCAACCCCCGCAUGCUGCCGAAGGCGCCAGCUUCGCAUCCCAUCCGAACCGCCAUCCUGAAAAAGCUGCACGCUGCCAUGGUUGGUCUCAAUGAGAGGCUGGUAAAGGAGAAAGAUUCCAAGAACGGAGUCUUUAUUUUGAAUAAAGACGAGCUCAUCACGAUGGCUUUGGAUGAAGAGGAAAGAGUGGCCAAGGAGAACCCUGGUGUUUACAGCAACAUUAUCAAGAAUCGCAUCGUCAAAUUGCCGAAGAGUUCCACGGAGGAAUGGGUCAAGGAAGUCAUGGCUCAUUUGAACAUGCGAUACUACCACCUCAAUCCUAUCCAACUGGUUCAAGCUCGCGCUCAAGAAGCUCCCAAGCUGAUUGUUACUGGGCUCACCACCAAGGAAGAGGUUGCUCUGGUACCUGAGUUGCUUACACCGUUGGAAGGCCUCGAGCAGUUCGGCUAUGUCACCAAAGCGCCUACAGACGGAGAGAUUGAGAUCGCCAAGAAAGGUGCAGAGGGGUCCAAAGGCUGGGAAAAGUGUGACCGAUGCUCAGGACGAUUCCAGGUCUUCCCUGGACGCCGAGAAGAUGGAGCUCUGGCGAGCGGUGGUCAGUGUACCUACCAUCCCAGUCGACCCAUUUUCCCUCCCCGCAAGAGAACCGACAACGUCACAGGUUCAUCGGAAUCAUAUUUCCCUUGCUGUGGAGAAUCUGUUGGUACUUCGGUCGGCUGUACCAAAGGCAACACGCAUGUCUUCAAAGUUUCAGAGACCAAGCGCCUUGCAUCAAUUCUCCAGUUCCAAGAGACCCCCCGCCAGCCCAACAAAGGGCCUCUCGAUCCAGUCUGCUUCGACUGUGAGAUGGGCUACACAACCAUAGGCAUGGAGCUCAUCCGUCUCACUGCUGUCAGCUGGCCUGAAGGUCGCGAACUUCUUGAUGUCCUUGUAAAGCCCAUGGGCGAGGUGUUGGACCUGAACUCGCGAUACUCGGGCGUUUUUCAAGAACACUACUCUAUCGCUACCCCUUACGGUAAACCUGCUCCUCCGAAGGAAGAGGGGAAACAACAACCUCUACAAAUGGUCGAAUCACCCACCGCAGCGCGAGAUCUGCUAUUCAAGCUUCUCCAGCCCGAAACACCACUCAUGGGCCAUGCAAUCGACAACGACCUCAAUGUUUGUCGAGUGAUUCACCCCACCAUCAUCGAUACAGUCCUUCUGUACCCCGCGCCACGACGUCUUCCGAAUCGCCUGAGCCUCAAGUUUCUUGCUCGAAAGUUCCUCGAACGUGAAAUUCAAACUGGAGGAGACAAGGGUCACGACUCCAAGGAAGACUCCAUUGCCACGGGCGACUUGGUACGAGUCAAAGUGGGUGAACUCUGGAAGCGCUUGAAGGCCAAGGGGUGGAAGUUUGAGGGCGAUGCACUUAUUGCACCGCCUGGUCAAGCAUCCAAGGGUAUGCAUAAAGUUGUGCUGGACCUUGAGUAUGGACUCGGACAAAAGAGGAAGGAUCCAAGUGCAUGA